AUGAUACAGACAAUGACGACUCACAGAGGUACUUAUAGAGUACAUAGACUCAGUUUUGGCAUCAAAACUGCACCAUCAGAAUUCAACCGCAUACUAUCUCAGAUCUUAAAGGGGUUACGUAAGACAGAAGCAUAUUUUGAUGACAUUAUUGUGCAUGGUUCGACCAUUGAAGAAUGCAGUGAAAAUUUACAAGCCUGUCUACAGAGACUCUCUGAUUACAAUUUACAUGUCAACAGAAACAAAUGCUCAUUUUUUCAAGAAAAAAUUGAGUAUUUAGGACGAGUUGUAGAGUUCAACAAAAUUAGUAAAUCUCCAACGAAAAUUCAAGCAGUCCAACAGAUGCCUCGCCCGUCCAAUACUGAAGAGGUCAAACGUCUACUCGGACUUGUGUCGUACUACUCACGUUUCAUCCCUGAUGCUUCAACUAUCACAUAUCCUCUGCGACGUCUGUUACAGAAAAAUAUGAAAUGGGAAUGGAAUUCAUCCUGUGAAGCAGCAUUUUUACAAAUCAAAUCAGAGCUCUGCAGUGAUCGAGUUCUCGUACCUUUCGAUCCGGCUCUCCCUCUAGUACUAACUACAGACGCCAGCCCUACAGGACUUGCAGCCGUGCUUAGUCAUGUCACAGAAGGAGAAGAAAAGCCCAUUGCAUAUGCUUCUCGUUCUCUUACAGUUUCUGAAAGAAAUUACAGUCAAUUAGACCGUGAAAGCCUCGCUAUUAUUUUUGGCGUGUCACAUUUCUACUAUUACCUUUUUGGAACUCACUUCACACUAGUAACUGACAAUGCACCCAUUUCACGGAUUUUCCAGCACAACAAAGCACUCCCUCAAAUGACAUCAGGACGUUUACUCCGAUAUGCAUCUUACUUAUCCGGGUUCAACUACACAUUAAAAUUCAAACCUGGCAAGGAAAAUGAAAAUGUUGACUGCCUCUCAAGAGCUCCACUUCAGCAAGUAAAUUCGACUGUUGAUGAAAUCAUUGCCAAUGAAGUCAACCAAGUAUACGAACAAAUGAUUUUCGAGAUGUCAGAUGAACACAUAACCGCUUCAACAAUAAGGAGUGAAACAGAAAAGGAUCCAGACUUAUCAAGAAUUGUAAAAGAUCUAAAAAACAAGUCUGAUGAAACAGAAUAUACAUUGGUUGACGGGAUUUUAUUUCGCCAAGAUCGUGUAAUUAUUCCAAGAAGCUUACGACCAUCAAUCUUAAAUGAACUUCAUUAUACCCACCUAGGUAUAACAAAAAUGAAACAGCUGGCGCGCCGCUACGUCUACUGGCCCAGUAUCGACAAAGAAAUAGAACGUAUUGUCAAAGGAUGUGAAAAAUGUGCUCUCACACGUCACAGCCCUCCCAAAGUUCCAGUACAUCCCUGGGAUACACCACAAGAGAAUUGGGAAAGGGUUCAUAUCGACUAUGCAGGACCGCUUGAUAAUACAUAUUUUCUCAUGUGUGUUGAUGCAAAAUCUAAAUGGGCGGAGGUGAAAAUCAUCAAAGACUCACCUACUAGUGCGAACACAAUUAAUCUUUUAGAAGGAAUUUUCUCGUGUCAUGGAUAUCCUCAAGUACUCGUUUCAGAUAAUGCUACCAUUUUCAAAAGUGAUAUUUUUCAAAAUUACUGCAAAACAAACGGUAUUUUCCAGAAAUUCAUCGCUCCAGGGCAUCCGGCAACAAACGGUUUAGCCGAGAGAUCAAUCCAAACACUAAAGAAUCGCCUGAAAGCAGUCUCAACUGACCAAACUCCAAUCCAAACCAAAAUUCAAAAUAUUUUACAAAGGUACAGAGCAACACCGCUAGCUUGUGGUCAGUCCCCGGCGGAACUCUACCUGCACAGAAAAAUAAGGAUAAGACUAAAUGCCAUUUUCCCGUACAAACCUCAACCUUCAACUACACAGUCUUCACCUGCACGUUCACUAUAUGUGGGGGAGAGGGUACAGGUCAAACUUUUCAUCAAUAAUAAAAACAUAUGGCAGUUUGGUCAAGUAAAGAAGAGGCUUGGGAAAAGACACUAUCUCGUAGUUCUCGACUCAUCUGAUAGAAUCCUGAAGAGGCACAUCAAUCAACUACGCCCAACGCUGGUACAGAGUCCAAAAACGAAAAAUGUUACAUUCGGACCAACGCAGUUGUUUGAUGUUCCCAGAAUUCCAAGACGACCAGAAAUACAUAGGAAUCCAGAUCCAGUUGCAGCUCCAGAAUUAAGGCAACCAGAAGAACAAUCUCCAGCAGAAAGAGCUCAAGCUGAGAAUGUCAUACCACAUCGUGAGCAAGCUGAUAAUACCAACGCCAGACCACAGCGUAAGCGUCACAUGCCCUCAAGAUUUAGAGACUACCAGAUUUGA
Messenger RNA from Macrosteles quadrilineatus (aster leafhopper), 2331 nucleotides. RefSeq lists its product as uncharacterized. Lineage: Eukaryota; Metazoa; Arthropoda; Insecta; Hemiptera; Cicadellidae. Gene Ontology annotation, molecular function: nucleic acid binding. The transcript has a single exon. Bases 1 to 2331 code for a protein of 776 amino acids. The record is from RefSeq and is a predicted model, not a curated record. Gene Ontology annotation, biological process: DNA integration.